AGCCUCACUCCCUCCUCCAGCCUCACCCCUACUCCAGCUCCCUCCUCCAGCCCUCACCCCUCCUCUAGCCUCACCCCUUCCUCCAGCCUCACCUUCUCUACCAGCCUCACUCCCUCCUCCAGCUUCACUCCCUCCUCCAGCCUCACCCCCUCCUCCAGCCUCACCCCCUCCUCCUCCAGCCUCACUCCCACUUCCAGCCUCACUCUCUCCUCCAGU
Molecule: messenger RNA, 216 nt
Organism: Cercocebus atys (sooty mangabey)
Lineage: Eukaryota; Metazoa; Chordata; Mammalia; Primates; Cercopithecidae
Exons: 3
Source: RefSeq, a predicted model, not a curated record